ACCCUUAAGUCAAACGAACCUGUGAAUUACACAAAAAGUCAUCGCAUUUUUUUUUGUAUUUGUUUUCAAAUUUUUUGCCUAUACAAUAUGACAAUUUUCAAAUCGCUUUCCAAUUUACUAUUGUCAUUCGUGAAUAUUUAUUUUCUUUUGAGUUAUUGCAAUUCUUUACCUGCAGACAAUUGUAUAACUCCUCCAUUAGAUUGUCCAAACGAAAAUGUAACUUUUUGGUUGUACACAAGAGCAAAUAAAGACGAGCCACACCAAUUAAGAUUCGCUGAUCCUACAUCUAUUGACAAGGCCCCGUGGGUCCCGAAUGCGAAGAUCAAGAUUAUUAUCCACGGCUACACGGGUCACAAAGAUUUCGCUCCAAACCCACAAAUUAGGCCAGCGUAUUUAGAAUGCUGUGACUACAACUUAAUAUCAAUAGAUUAUCACCCGGUUGUAUUGGAGCCGUGUUACCUGCAGGCGGCGACUAACACCGAGCUAGUGGGCAAAUGCGCUGCACAGCUUAUUGACGAGAUGGUCUUUAACCAUAAUAUACAGCUGUCCAAGAUACACGUUAUAGGUUUUAGUUUAGGUGCUCACGUGGCAGGAUUCAUUGGUAGUUACAUUAAAUCAGGAAAAUUGGAACGGAUUAGUGCAUUAGACCCAGCGCUACCGUUAUUUGCCACGGCUGAUGUGUCAAGAAAGAUUGACCCCAGUGAUGCGAAGUCAGUUGAUGUUCUCCAUACAAACGCUUUGAUGAAGGGGAAAUUGGAAAUAAGCGGGCACUCUGAUUUUUAUGCUAACGGUGGUAGUCGGCAGCCUGGCUGUAAAGCAGAUGAAAACCACACUGUAUCGGGAUGUGAGCAUGAAAGAGCUGCAAUAUACUUCGGUGAGUCUAUUAUCAGUAAAGUUGGGUUCUACGGAAAGAAAUGCUACUCCUGGAUAGCCUACAUGAUUGGAUGGUGCGAGCUAGUCAGUUCAGACGAAGAUGUAUUAUACGGCGAGCACAUGCCACCAAACAUAACUGGUGUAUAUUUCUUCAACACGAAUUCCGCGCCUCCUUUUGCGCGGGGUCCGAUCAAGAAUAACAGGAGCUACGAAGGCGAUGAUGAAAAGUGGAUUUAAUAAAAACUU
This is a messenger RNA of Papilio machaon (common yellow swallowtail), 1119 nucleotides long. Its product is annotated as inactive pancreatic lipase-related protein 1. The coding region runs from base 88 to 1110 and encodes 340 amino acids. NCBI's taxonomy places the organism in Eukaryota, Metazoa, Arthropoda, Insecta, Lepidoptera, Papilionidae. Gene Ontology annotation, molecular function: lipase activity. Gene Ontology annotation, biological process: lipid metabolic process. The record is from RefSeq and is a predicted model, not a curated record. The transcript is spliced from 7 exons.